Cyprinodon variegatus (sheepshead minnow) is the source of this 3849-nucleotide messenger RNA. Its product is annotated as E3 ubiquitin/ISG15 ligase TRIM25-like. Bases 162 to 1820 code for a protein of 552 amino acids. The record is from RefSeq and is a predicted model, not a curated record. Gene Ontology annotation, molecular function: zinc ion binding; protein binding. Lineage: Eukaryota; Metazoa; Chordata; Actinopteri; Cyprinodontiformes; Cyprinodontidae. The transcript has 4 exons.
UUGCCUUUAAUCCGUCUGCACCUGUAGACUUGAUUGACGAGAGAUAAUGACGAGGUGCUAGUACCUCAACUGGCUGGAUACCUUUUGCAAAGAAGACUGAAGAGAGGGGAGAAAGAAACUAAAACAAAGGGAGAAACCAACAAAUUUCUUAAACUUUCAAUAUGUUUUUAUCAAAACAAGAGGAGCAGCUUACCCAGGAGCUGAGCUGUCCCAUCUGUCUUCAGCUCUACAGGGAUCCGCUUGUUCUCCCCUGUGGGCACAACUAUUGCCAAGCUUGUAUCUUGAAGUCAGCUAACUCCACAGGCGGCAGCAAAGAACCUCUGCGAUGCCCGGAGUGUCGCGAGAUCUACGAGGGCGUUAAUUCCCUGCAGAGAAAUUUCAAACUCUCAAACAUUGUUGAGGGUUUCCAAGCCUCGUCAAACUCCCAGAACAUUUAUGAAGAAAUCCGGGACAUAACUGAACCGGUGGUGGAGGAUGAUACCAUCGUCUGUGACCACUGCAUAGAUCAUCAGUCUCCAGCGGUGAAGACCUGCCUGAAGUGUGAGGUGUCGCUGUGCUCCAGGCACCUCCAGAAACACAACGAGAAGGAGGCGUUCAAGUCCCACUCUCUGGUGGAUCCUCUGAAAGAGUUUGGGAUGAAGGCCUGCCCGGUUCAUAAUCUUCCACUUGAGUACUUUUGUUCCAAUGAGAUGAUGUCUCUGUGUGCCACAUGCUUCAUAGAAGGCCAUCACCAGAACCAUGAUGUCCUCACCUUCAGCGUGGCAGAGGAAGAGAUGAGAAGAGCCCUGGAGAGCCGCAACAAGGUGGUUAGCAGUCGACUGCAGCUGACAGAAUGCCUCCUGCAGAAGACAACGGAGGAUCAGGGAGCCUCCGAGGCUGUCGGGGAGAAAAUGGUCAACAAGGCGGUCUCACUUAUGGAUAGCAUGGCUGCAAUAGUGGACAGGUACAGGGAGCGGCUUCGUAUGCUGCUGGAGGAGGAGAGAUGUCAGCGCCGCAAAAGCUGGCAGGUUGGAGUGAGUGCCCUGGAAGAGCAGCAGCAGCAGCUGCUGGAGGCUCAGAGAAGUGCAAAUGAGGCCCUCAGUGAGAAAGACUCUUUCACCUUUAUACACAGAUUUAUGAUGAUUGAACAAAAGUUGAGAGAUGUCGUCACAAGCAAUAUUUCCAGCUCCAUUCCUUCAAAGGUUGCCCUGAACGCCAAGCGUCUCCAAACAGGCCUCAAAACCAACGACUUCCGUACAGAAAUGGUCCGUCUCCUUGACACUCUCCAUAUCCUGCUCAACCCGCUGGAGGUCACGUUUAAUGUCUGCACUGCCCACGGCAGCUUGUUGGUGUCCAACGACCUGCGAACAGUCCGAUACAGCAACACCAAGCAGGCCUACAUUGAGCACCCAGAACGUUUCAUGAGUGCGCCUCAGAUCCUUUGCAGCCAGGGUUUUUCAGGAGGCACUCAUAUCUGGAUGGUAGAAAUGGGUGUUAACUGCAUGUGGUCCCUUGGUGCAUGCUACAAGAGCAUCCCUCGCCGUGGAGACCACAGUCGCUUGGGCCACAACGCAGUAUCCUGGAGACUUCAGUGGAAAAAUGGCAAGCUUACUGUGUGCUCUUCGUCAAGCAAUGCUUCACUGGGAGAGACUCUCCAACAUCCAAUUAAGAUUGAGGUUGCGCUUGACUAUGAAGGAGGAACUCUGUCUUUCCAUUCCAUCAGACCUCGCAGGGAACACCUUCACACCUUUAAGACUGUGUUUAAGGAGCCAGUUUAUCCAGCUUUUAGUAUCCAUUCAAACACCCCAGAGUCAUGGAUCACUCUGCACGGGGAAGUCUAAGACCACCCUUUAAACCUUUAUACCUAAUGCAUAGAUGUGUUUGUUUAUUUCUAUUGUUACACUUUCCCCGGAUCUCCAAUAUCACCAACUUUAUUCCAAUUUUUGCCAUGUAAGCAUUUUAAAGGCCAAUUUAUGCUUCUGGCGCAUGGCCUCUGCAACCAUCAAAUCUGCGCAACCACGCCCCCAGAGGUUCUGCAACCGUCGUUGCGCUCUUCAACAAAAUCCUGACUACAUGUCGCAAACCCGUGCAGAGCUCAAGCAGAAGUGCACAGACAAAAACCAGCUGUGAUUGGUCCUUGGUAUGCCUUUCCGGCUGUCUGUGUGGUUGUCCUUUUUAAUACGGUGCCGGGGCAUGCCAUUUUUAAAAAACCGAGGAGCCACUACAAAGGACAACUAUGACGAAAGGUUAAUUCGAGGAGGUUCGGAAGUAAAAUUACCUGUACAAUCCCUCAGACAAUUUAUAUAUAAAUGCCAAGGUCUCUGCCAAAUCGAAGUUCUCGCGAGUUCUCUAAUAGGCUCCCCCUAGCGCUUUGCCAGGAAACUUCUGUGCGUCCUUAGAAAUUCCAGACCGACGGUGCAGAAGCAUACCAGCAAAACUGGUUCGCGACCAGACCCAAGUGACAUUUGAUGUGUGCGGUUGCAGAAGUAUAAUCUGCCAUUAAGCAGUCCCGGCUUGGCCAAAACCUUAACCACCAAAACAAAUUUUUGAAACUGAUAAAAACAUGGUGCUUUGCUUGGUGUGAAUACCAUAAACCAAGAGGUUUGUCAUCUCCUACCACAGGCUUGUAUUUUUGCGGAUGACACUCAAAUAUUUAUUAAUACCAAGUUCUUCACACUGAUACCCCACUUCCUAACAUGUCCUCCAACACGACCUGGAUGUGGACCUCUAAGCCCUACUCCAGAGUACUUAUGUCCAGAUUAUUUACCGUGGUAUUUGAGGCAUCUAGAGGAACAAGGAUGUUUGAAGUCCCUGUGAAAUUCUGAACUUUUAUUCCAGGCUAACUUAAUAUCCUUCACAGAAGUAUACCUAUCCCACCUGAGAAACACUUUGACUGCUCCUUACAGUAAAUUAGCUCUUACUGAACCCAGUUUAGGGCUGAUCCUUGCCUUUGCUGGAUUACUGCAGUUAAGUCCUCAUGAGGACUUCCAAUAGAGGCCUGGCUAGUCUCCAGUAUGUCUAAAGCUCACCUGUUAGUCUACUAAGCCUUACCAACAUAUCACCUCCUCUCUCAUAAAUACCCACUGGCUGCAUGUCAAGUACCACAUAGCUUACAAGAUCUUCUCACUUGAAAAAUCCCUGUGCUCUAAAUCGUAGGUGCCUGUCAGAGCUCCUUUGCCAUGCACAGAGUAAUGCAGAAAUCCUCAGCUAUGGGUCUACUUUCUGUCUCUUGCAAAAACUGGAGUUCUGAAGAUCAGGCUUGGGCAUUUCUCAAAACUAUCUUCUUCAAUGAGGAAUUAAUUAUACAUUUGAAAGUUAAUUCCCUCUCUGUUAAACAUCCUUGAAUUUCUUUCUAUAUGAAUCUUAGUUCUUCUUCAUAUUGUUUAUAUAUAGUAGCAUGAUUUAUUUGCAUUUAAUUAGCAUUUUAUUGAAUCCUAUGAGACGUUACCUGUUUAGUUUACAGAACAGUCAUGAUAAGGGUGUUUUUGUGGCCUACAUACAGUAUGACAUGGGUGUUUUGUAACUGUUACCACAUUUGUUAAAUAUAUUCACAUUAAUAUGAUGCAGCUGCAUUGUGUGUGUUUGCCCCUAUGAUUAUGAUUUUUAUUUUUUAUUUUGAAUACAGUAAAAAAGAGAAGGCUGACAUUUACACUAAAGUUGAGACAUGUUUUGUGUUUAGGGUACAAAUAAAUUAUUUGACGCAAAAAAUAAAGCUUAGAAUGGUUGCUUCUGUUUGUAUGUUACUGUGUGUGUCACUGUUUUUCCGAAUCUAAAGGACGCAUUUUUAUAUGUUAAGCCAGCCUUAGGAAGCAAGAAACUUUGCAUCUCCUUAGGAUCUCUUAUUGCCCUUGGGUUCAAAAGAAACCUUCA